ACCUCAGCUCUUCUCUGUCAAUAAGCCCUCGUGUAUUUCGCCAACCCCUUUCGUCCUUCCCCUUUCUCUGUCUCUCUGUUUCUUUCUUUGCUUUGAGGAAAUCUCAAGAGAAGAAAUGGGAGAGGAGAAGCCUAAGACGUCACCUCCCACCGGUGUAUGGCCUACCGUUAAGCCGUUCGUCAAUGGAGGUGCCUCUGGUAUGCUUGCUACCUGUGUCAUCCAGCCCAUCGACAUGAUUAAGGUGAGAAUCCAGUUGGGUGAGGGAUCAGCUGCUGAAGUUACUAAGAAAAUGCUUAAGAAUGAGGGUGUUGGUGCCUUUUAUAAGGGUUUGAGUGCUGGGUUGCUUAGACAAGCCACAUACACAACUGCCAGACUUGGAUCUUUCAGGAUUUUGACUAACAAAGCACUUGAGGCAAAUGAUGGCAAGCCUUUACCUCUUUAUCAGAAAGCUUUGUGCGGUCUGACAGCCGGAGCAAUUGGAGCAUGUGUUGGCAGUCCUGCAGACUUGUCACUCAUUCGUAUGCAAGCUGACGCUACGUUACCUGCAGCCCAGAGGCGCAAUUACAAAAAUGCAUUUCAUGCACUUUAUCGUAUUACUUCCGAUGAAGGAGUUUUGGCACUCUGGAAAGGUGCUGGCCCUACUGUUGUGAGGGCUAUGGCACUUAACAUGGGAAUGCUUGCCUCGUACGAUCAAAGUGUUGAGUUCUUUAGGGAUUCCCUUGGUUUUGGCGAGGCUGCUACUGUUGUAGGGGCCAGCACUGUUUCUGGAUUUUUUGCUUCAGCUUGCAGUUUACCAUUUGAUUAUGUGAAAACUCAAAUACAGAAGAUGCAACCAGAUGCUGAAGGAAAGCUGCCAUACACUGGUUCUUUAGAUUGUGUCUUGAAAACCCUCAAGUCUGGUGGGCCUUUCAAAUUUUACACUGGAUUUCCAGUGUACUGUGUUAGAAUUGCCCCCCAUGUUAUGAUGACAUGGAUAUUCCUCAACCAAAUUCAGAAAGUGGAGAAAUCUAUCGGGCUAUAGUUUUAAUGCGGCGGGAAUAGAGAAAUAUCUGUGGGAAUUGAGUUCUAUGUCACAAUAAUAUUCAACUUUGUGGUUUAUUUAUUAGCUGCUGGUUUUUGGUAAACUUUGACAUCCUUAAGCUCGGAAGGGAUGAUCAAGAAACUAUUUUUGAAAAGCAGCAGACUGACAUAAUUGUUGUACCAAGCUGGAUCACAAACUUUAGAAUUAGGCAUUUGAUGAUGAUGGGGUUUCAAACAUCUUGCUUAGCGCAUAUAUAUUGAGGUUCACUGAAUUUGAGAUGCUGGAAAUAUUGUUUCAAAUAAUACAUGUACUAUGACUAAAGACUGCCGCAUCAUAACCGGCUUCUUUUUGCUCUUGCUUAAAUUUCUGCAAGUUUAUCUUCUUCA
This is a messenger RNA of Coffea eugenioides, 1407 nucleotides long. Its product is annotated as mitochondrial dicarboxylate/tricarboxylate transporter DTC. The transcript has 6 exons. Bases 116 to 1021 code for a protein of 301 amino acids. The record is from RefSeq and is a predicted model, not a curated record. Lineage: Eukaryota; Viridiplantae; Streptophyta; Magnoliopsida; Gentianales; Rubiaceae. Gene Ontology annotation, molecular function: oxoglutarate:malate antiporter activity.